Messenger RNA from Colletotrichum higginsianum IMI 349063, 567 nucleotides. RefSeq names its product Succinate dehydrogenase cytochrome b subunit. The transcript is spliced from 3 exons. Lineage: Eukaryota; Fungi; Ascomycota; Sordariomycetes; Glomerellales; Glomerellaceae. Gene Ontology annotation, molecular function: electron transfer activity; succinate dehydrogenase activity. Gene Ontology annotation, biological process: tricarboxylic acid cycle; mitochondrial electron transport, succinate to ubiquinone. Gene Ontology annotation, cellular component: membrane. The record is from RefSeq and is a predicted model, not a curated record. The coding region runs from base 1 to 567 and encodes 188 amino acids.
AUGAUUGCGCAACGGGUGGGCGUGUCGGCCCUGCGCCGAGCGGCAGGAAAGCCCUCCGUCUUCUUCAACUCCCAGAUCCCCAAGAUUGUUGCCUCUUCGAGCAUGUCGACGACCCAAAUCCGCCCCGUCGCGACCUCGAAGCUCACACCCGAUGACGGCCUUGAACUCCUCGCCAAGCAGCGCCUCAACCGCCCCAUCUCCCCGCACCUGACCAUCUACAAGAUCGAGCAGACCUGGUUCGGCGCCUCCAUCUGGACCCGCAUCACCGGCGCCGGCCUGUCUGGCGCCUUUUACGUUUACUUCGGCACCUACCUCGUCGCGCCCCUGCUCGGAUGGCACGUCGAGACCCAGUCGCUCGUCGCCGCCUUCGGCGCCUUGCCCCUCGCCGCCAAGGGCGGUCUCAAGUUCCUCGUCGCCUGGCCCUUCACCUUCCACUUCUUCAACGGCAUCCGCCACCUGUCGUACGACCUCGUCAAGGGCUUCAGCAAGCCCGACAUCGUCAAGUGGGGCUGGGUCAUCUGGUCCACCUCGCUGGUCUCGGCUGCCGGCCUGGCUUUUGCGUGGUAA